AUGUCGACCACCAGUGCUGCUCCACAGCCACACCUCGAAGGUAUACCCUUGGAGCUUUUUCGUAUGAUCUGCGACGAGGCUCCACCGGAGGCACUGGCUUGCCUGUCUCUCGUAAGUCACUUUCUCAGGCACCAGCUGGGCCCUGUAGAUGCCAACGUAUCUGGCGAAGUGCGGGCCGAGUUCUUGAAGAUAAUGGAGCGCAAUUCACCCCUAGUGUAUUGCCCGUGGUGCGACAAACUCCACAUGCCGGAAAGGUCGGUUCUCGCUGGCGACAAAGGCCGCCGCGCCUGCCAAUCGACACAGUCUCUAUCUCUCAUGCGGGCCGAUAGCUACGUCGAUGAGAUGCACCCGGUCCUUCUUUACGGCAUCGCCAAGUAUCAUCGGGAAAGACGGCAGGCAUCUCACUUGUGGCUAUUGUUGCCGUCGGUAGGCAAGAUAUCCCAUCACCCCGCCAGUGGUAUUAACACGCCGCAGACGCAUGUCAGCAUCAGGGUCAAGGACAAUGGAAUCUUUGCCAAGCAUCAGACUGUCCUCGCAGCGCCACACCUGCAAGACAAUAAUCGUCUGCAUGUCCACCAUUGCACGCACAAUCGCACGCAGAUUGAGCCUGAGAGAAUCCGCUGCGACUUACCGGGCGGCAUCUCCAUGAGCCGGCGUUAUAACAGCCACACAAGCCUCGGAUUGGAGCACCAUAACGACCGCCUGCAUAGCUGUGAAGUGUGCAACCGUGAUAUCCGCAUUGAAGUCUACAAUAAAAGUCCCCCGGCGGUGAGGUUCACGACGUGGUCGUAUCUUGGGCCCGGAGAGUCUGUAGAAUCCAUUGCAAUGCGGCGCGUGAAUCCCAGGUUCCGUGCCGUUGGCGAGACGACCCUCGGGGCUGGAAGAGUCCGCGAGUUGUUCGAAACCCCGGCUUAG
This is a messenger RNA of Neoarthrinium moseri, 915 nucleotides long. RefSeq lists its product as uncharacterized. Bases 1 to 915 code for a protein of 304 amino acids. NCBI's taxonomy places the organism in Eukaryota, Fungi, Ascomycota, Sordariomycetes, Amphisphaeriales, Apiosporaceae. The transcript has a single exon. The record is from RefSeq and is a predicted model, not a curated record.